AUUUCCCUCAAGUUAUUAUGUAAGAAAUCUUAUCCAUAGAAGAAAUACUGGCCCUUAAAGGCAAUCACCACAAAACUAAACCAACUUUACAUUCCAAAGCUAACACCAACACAAAAUUUUCCAUUUAAUAAUCAUGGCCACAAGUUGUUCCUACAUGGUUUCUACCAAACUAUCCAUACUAGGUUGGACAGGAAGAAGAAAAGAAGUAAGAAACAGAACACCAUUUUUCAUUUCAGCUCAACAACAAUCCGAUGUUAAAGAAACAGAUGGAGUGAAAAUAGGAGAAGGGCAAAGAGAACGACCACAAAAUCAGGAAAUAAAUCCAAAAGGAACAAAACCAAGACCAGUUGAACCUCAGGUGAAUGUAAAAGACAAAAACAUGAGUAGGGAAUAUGGUGGACAGUGGUUGAGCUGUGCCACACGUCAUGUGAGAAUCUAUGCAGCUUAUAUUGAUCCAGAAACUAGUGCUUUUGAUCAGUCUCAGAUGGAUAAGCUCACUCUUAUUCUUGAUCCUACUGAUGAGUUUGUUUGGAAUCCUGACACUUGUAACUUGGUUUAUUCUUACUUCCAGGAGCUUGUGGAUCACUACGAGGGUGCUCCAUUGAACGAAUACACACUUCGCCUGAUUGGUUCGGACAUUGAGCACUAUAUAAGAAAGUUGUUAUACGAUGGGGCAGUCAAGUAUAAUAUGAAUGCAAGAGUUCUGAAUUUCAGCAUGGGGAAACCACGGAUCCUCUUCAACAAUGAUAUCCAACCUGAAGAUGCUACUACUACUUGACAAAUCAUUUUUCAAACACACUUAAGAAAAGUUAAUAUAGUGACGAGUUCUUUAAUUUGUAUAUUAUAAAAAACUCUUGUCUAAGAUUAGAUGUUUUUUGGGUUGACCAAAACCAAUGUAAAACUAAAUAUCAUUACAGCACAGAGAAUUGUUUUAGCUGUUGUUAUGUGAAAAAUUUAUGUUUUGAUAUGUCCUACUUUGAAAUAGUGGUUAAUGAUUGUCUUCCUAUUAUUA
Molecule: messenger RNA, 1012 nt
Organism: Cicer arietinum (chickpea)
Lineage: Eukaryota; Viridiplantae; Streptophyta; Magnoliopsida; Fabales; Fabaceae
Product: NAD(P)H-quinone oxidoreductase subunit M, chloroplastic
Molecular function (GO): oxidoreductase activity, acting on NAD(P)H, quinone or similar compound as acceptor
Source: RefSeq, a predicted model, not a curated record